AUGUUAGUGCGUAAAUGGCGUCGUAAAUCAUCUGGAAUCGGUUUGAAAACAGUCGAAAAUGUUGAGGACUGGCAGUUUGAAGUCGGACAAAAUCUUGCACCAAAAGGGCCGUUGGAUCAAAGUGGCUUGAUUGAAAGUAAUGCCGCACCGACAUUUUCUCGUAAUGACAAAGAUGACAAAUUUGAAUUUCGUAUUCGAAAUCUUCCGUAUUCACUUGAGACAUAUCAACUCUCUGUUGAUAAAGAUAAACAUGAAAUUGUUUUGAGAACAACAAAUAAAAAAUAUUUCAAACGCUUUUCUAUAUGUGAUCUCGAUCGAUGUCAUUUACCCAUUGAUGAGUCAAAUUUAUCAUUCACACAUGCAAAUAAUACGUUAAUUAUUAAUUACAAAAAACCACAAGAAAUUUUACAAUUGGAAAAACAAGUUAAAGAUGAAUUAACAAAAUUAAAUAUGAAAAAGGAAGAUGGUAUUGUUCAUAUAUUCGUUCCAUUACCAUCAAGAGGAGAAACAUGCGUAUUUCAGGUAAAACCAUUUCAUGCAAGUGUUGGUGAUUUUUUGAAUGUAUUACAACAAGAAGAUCGUGGAAUUGAUCGUGCCGCAAUUCAUUUAUCUGAUGGUUCACGAUUAUCUCGAAAUACACCGAUCGAAGUUAUAUUUGAACAAGAAUUUCAAUUAAAAAUUAACGAAACAACGUACGAUGUUCAACCACCGUAUUUAUUUUCGGUAGAAAAACCUGUUAAAACACUUUUAUCUGAUGUAUCAAAUUCCAUCACACGUUUAUAUCAUGACCUUGGAAUUAAUCAUUAUGCUCUGAGACGUGAGAAAGAAUUAGAAAAACAAUUAACUUUUUUAAAUGAUACUAUUCAACCGUUCCAAUUGGUUCACCAUGAAUUAGCCAUGAAAGCUAUAAAACAAUUAAAAUGGCUUUCCUGGAGUGGUUUAGCCUUUUUGAGUUUUCAAACUGGUAUCUUAUUUCGACUUGUAUGGAUUGAUUAUAGUUGGGAAACAAAUACAAUGGGUAGAAAGAAGAAGAAGCAGACGAAACCGUGGUGUUGGUAUUGUAAUCGUGAAUUUGAUGAUGAAAAGAUCCUUUUACAACAUCAAAAAGCAAAACAUUUUAAAUGUCAUAUAUGUCAUAAGAAGCUAUAUACUGGUCCAGGUCUACAAAUUCAUUGUAUGCAAGUACACAAAGAAAAUAUUGAUAAAGUGCCCAAUGCAAUCAAAGGGCGAGACAAUAUUGAAAUUGAAAUCUACGGAAUGGAAGGAAUCCCAGAAGAAGAUAUCAGAGAACAUGAUAAACAGCGAGCUGGAAAAGAAAAAGAUGAUACAAAUGGUAGUAAUCUAAAAAUGAACCCAGCCUCAAUGAUCCCUACAAUGAAUCCUGCUCAAAUGAGUAUGAUGCAAGCUCCAAUGAUGCCAAUGUUUCAGGGAAUGCCCUUUGGACUUGGACCAAUGCCACCUUCUGUAAUGGCACCCAUGAUGCCGGUAUCGAUGAUGGCUCAUAUUAGACCACCUAUAAUACCACAACAACAAACUCAACAGGCUACCAUUGUCUCACAAGUGCCGACACCUACCUUAACAUCGAUUGUCAAUGCUUCUCCCACUAUAAUGGCAUCUGCAAAACCAUUGUUCCCAUCAGGAGUGAACGUCGAUUCUUCGACAAAUGAAGCAACGAGAUCUCAAUCACCAACGUCUUCCCUAACCUCAAAUCCUCAAUCUAUCACAUCGCCAAAUACCAGUAUUACAUCGAAUGUUUCAGCAGGAUUUUCAGCUUAUGGAUCAUCAUCGUUACCCGGCGCCACAAUGACAAAAACAAAAAUUGAUUCAGCUGGUGGAAAUACCAAGAUAAUUCAUCCAGAUGAAGACAUUUCAUUGGAAGAAUAUCGUGCAAGUUUGCCAAAAUAUAAACCAAUGUUAUUUCCUACUCUUCAAAUGCAAACAAUGGCUAUGCGUGCGCCUCAAAUGUUAAAUUUUACACGUCCUUCUAUGUCUGGAUUAUCUUUUCUAGCCACCAAUCCGCCAAUGACAUUCCAAAGCGGACCACAACAAAUUGCAAUGACAAUCAAUCCUAAUGGACCAUUUUAA
Messenger RNA from Didymodactylos carnosus, 2085 nucleotides. The record is from the annotation of a GenBank genome assembly. NCBI's taxonomy places the organism in Eukaryota, Metazoa, Rotifera, Eurotatoria, Philodinida, Philodinidae.